Molecule: messenger RNA, 5088 nt
Organism: Cataglyphis hispanica
Lineage: Eukaryota; Metazoa; Arthropoda; Insecta; Hymenoptera; Formicidae
Product: zinc finger protein 625-like
Exons: 5
Coding region: 1704-3080 (458 amino acids)
Biological process (GO): regulation of transcription by RNA polymerase II
Cellular component (GO): nucleus
Molecular function (GO): RNA polymerase II cis-regulatory region sequence-specific DNA binding; zinc ion binding; DNA-binding transcription factor activity
Source: RefSeq, a predicted model, not a curated record
AAAAAAACAUUAAUUGAUGAGAUAUUGUGUGUGUGUAUGUGUGUGUAUAUAGACACCAGAUUAUGAAGAUAUCUUUAUCAAUUAUGAUAAAAAUCAUUAUCAUCAUUUUAUUAUAUUUUUCGAAUUAACAUCCACGUGUUUCACCAAAAUAUUUUUUCUAUUUUUAUACAUCUCGAAUUAAUAAAAAUGAUAUUGCAAUAUUACAAAAAAGAAAAAUAAUAAAUAUCGAUACUUAUAAUAUCGAAUAAUUAAUUAAUUAAAUAAUGAUUGUCUCAUUACGCGAUGUGAUUAAGGGCGGGGCGGAAGAGAUGGAGAAUAGUAAUCGGUAGACACACGCACACAUAAACUCCGCGCGCGUAUUAAUUGCUAAUUAUUAAGUAUUGAUUUUUUUAAAUGGGGACGCGUGGAGCGUAGCGUCAACUCCCCGUUCCUCCCUCGUUUGGAGGAGGAAGGGGAGGAAGGGGGAAGCUGCUCGUUCGCGUCAAGCAUAUCCACGGACUAUUUUCCGCGGCGUGCAAAAACAGGGUGCGCGCGCGUAGUAACAUCCGGCGUGACGCGAGAAAUGGCGGGAAAACGCGGGAUCGCGAGACGGAUAUUACGAGUGUACGGCGCGUCCGUGAAACUGGAGAAAGCGCGCGUCGCGCAGUUGACAGAAGAACGAUCAGCGAACACGUGGUAUCGCGGCGCGGAAUUGUGCGACCGCGUCCGCCACGAAAUCGCGAUGAAAAAAAAAUUGACAAAUUUGCCAAGAUGGCGGACUAAUUAAGAGUGCCGCGCGCCGAUACGUUUUAUUCUUUGCGCGCCGCAUGGCCGCGUCCUUAUAAUCGAUGUAAUAAUAUGGGAUUUUCGGAUGCCAGCGGCAGCGGCGGCGGCGUUGACAGCGACGACGCUAUACACACACACACAUACACAACGCCGCGCGCGCCGCGUCGCGCCGCGCCGCGACGCGGAGCGCCGGCGGAAUCCAUAAAUAAAACAAUUGGUUAUAUACAUAUGUUUUUCAAAUCGACGAAUGCUAUUAUAUAUUUUGUAUUGAGCACUCGGGGGGAGGCGGACGGACGGACGCACGCCGACGCCCGACGACUAUCGCGGAGAGCGCGCGUCUGUUUUUAUAAAGAGGCACGAGACGUCUCGCGUCGCGUCGCGUCGCGCCGUGCCGCGCGGCUUAUAAUCUCGCCCAAUCCGCGGCUCCACUCAUAUAAAGUAUACGGCGGAACAAAAAAGAGGGAAAAUCGUUAUAGAAUAAUCAGCGAGCCGUCGCUCGUUCAUUCGUUCGUUCGUUCGCCCGCUUUCGGUCGCCGCCGGGAGACACACGCGCUUCUUCUCGGUCGCGCACCGUCGCCGCUCCUCGCAACCGAGGAUGCGUCGUCGUUGUCCGGGUACACGAAGAUAUCGCGUCGCGGGACGAUUCAACGCAUCUUACUAGCCGUCAUUAAUUCUCGCGGGACGAGAGGAAAAGGAAAAAAAGAAAAAGAUCAUCUCGUCAAGUCGGCGUGCGUGUCUAUCAUUAUUAUACGCGUCUCUGUCGAAAGGAUUACCAUAAAGAAAAAGUCUUCCAGUCGUGGAACGAGAAAAAAAUUUCUCCUCCCUCCCCCUGGCGCAUUAUUUUUUUUAUCAUUCCUUUCCUCGCUCUCUCUCUCUCUCUCUCUCUCUCUCUCUUCCGUCUGAUUCUUUUCCUGCCUUUUUGCUUUCGUUUUUGAAAUAUGGGUACAGCGGCACACGAUCUCGAGCAGCAGCGCGAUCGGCGAGCGAACCGGUCCGCGACGCAGUGCCGAAUUUGCGCGGCCGACAUCGCCCUCGACGACGACGGGAUGCAUAUCUUCGCCGAGGACGGCCGCCGUCAUUAUCUACAGACCAAGAUACGAAAAUAUCUGCAUAUCCUGGUAUCAUUGGAGGAUAAAUUUUCAAAAAUGGUCUGUUCUAUAUGCAUUAAGAGAUUGGAGGGUGUCCAUCGCUUUGCAAUGAUGGCAUACCGUACCCAAGAAAAGUUGAGAUCACAGUUUUAUAAUAAUAUUGACAAUACAAAUCUCGUACAAGAUGAUGAGAUACAGAAUAUUAAAGAUACUGCAAAGAAGACAGAAGAUCGAGGAUUGUUACAUUCAAUAUUGACAAAAGGUGUGAUAGAAAUUUUAACUGAAGAUGAGCCACUGGAACCAUCAGAAUUAAAUUCCCAAGAGGACAAACGUCAUACUCCAAGCAUGGAGGAAAUGGAGGUAAAAGUGGAUCCAAUGCUAUUUUUACAAUGCGGUAUGGAACAGUCUGCAUCGGAAGCUUCAGAUUCCUCAGACAACGAGGAAGAAAUAACAGGAACAUAUUCACCUGAGCCACUACCUUUAACAAACAAAAAUAUUGAAGCAGAAGAAGAAGAUGAAGAGAAAAAAGACGAAAGCGAGUCUAAAUUGUAUGAGGACAGUGAAAAAAUUACAUCUAACACAUCAACCAAACCACACGAAUGUACAAUAUGUGCUCGAUCUUUUAUAUCGCAAAUUGGUUUGCAAAAUCACUUGUGGUCACAUUUACCCAGAGAAAGAAGGUUCGAUGGAAAGCCUAUUUUACGAUCUCAACACGUUUAUUCUACAAACGGUGUACUUCACACGAACAGUGAUAACAAUUCGUCCAGCAAUUUCAUCUGUCCAAUCUGCAGUAAAAAAAUUUCUACAAAAGGAAAUUUGAAGGUGCAUUUAGAGACGCACAGGCCUAAGGGAAAAUAUGGAUGUGAUAUAUGUGGAAGAAUUUUUAAAACGCAAUCGAAUUUAUUCAGACACAAAGAAUAUCAUGGCGGCAUACAGUUUCCAUGUAAUGUAUGCGGGAGAGUGUAUCCGACGAAUUCAACGUUACGUGCCCAUAGCAUAACGCAUUCAGAUUUAAGACCGCACGCAUGCCCACUUUGUGAUAAAACGUUCAAGCGAAAUCAGGAUCUAAAAUUCCACAUAAAUCAGCAUACGGGUGCGAGGCCUUAUCAGUGUCCUUACUGUCCGAAAGCUUUCGCGAGCUCCGGCAAUUGUUUUUCACAUCGUAAAAGAAUGCAUCCUCGAGAGGUCCAUCGGGAUCGACAAAGAGCAGCAGAUUUAAUGAGAUGAACCAUGGGUAGUCAAUAUGAGGACUGGUCUUAGAAUAUCAGAGAGAUAUUCUAUCGAGUGAUGAUCGUAUAUUGAUCAUAUAUCAGUAUCUAUCGUAAACAUAAAUUUAUUUCCAGAGAGUAACGGUGCUAAUGUAUGAAAACGAAAAAUUUUGUAUGCUUUAUUGUUUUUAACUUAUUUAUAUACAUUUAGCAUUAAGUAUGUUGUUGUUGGUAUUAUAUACUUUGUUAGUUAUUUAAUGAAUAUGUCUUUCUACUGUCUCAUAGGGAUGUUUGUUAAUAUGAGAUAUUGGUGAACUUCCAUCGUUGUUAAUGAACCUAGCGAUGAAGUACUUUACUACAAUGACAGAGAAAGUAAGUUUGAAAUUUCAUAGCCAGAUUUAAGUAUUGAUACUUCUUAGUUUUAUUUUCGAAGCAUAUUAAUGCAAGUAUAUGCAUUACUUUAAUAAUAGAAAAUAAUAAUUGUUAAAUGUUUCUAGAUAUAUAAGUAUUAUUUAAAGUUGACAAAUGUUAUUUGUUAUUAGAAAUUAACAUCAGCAUAUUUUGUUUUUGUGAUAAAAAUGUCUCCACACUGCCAUUUUAUGCAUAUCUUAUUUUUAAUAUUUUUUUUAUACUUGCUCUUUAAAACAGUAUUGGCGUAGAUAGUAAAACUUAUGAUUUAUAAUUUAUUUCUAUAAAAACGAAUUUAUAUAUGUAGCAAGAUUGUAAAACUAGUUUUAUACUCUACACGUACAUACAUGACAUUUAUCUUAACAACUCUGUGAUAAUUGUAUUGGUACUGAUCGUUUUAUACUGGUUAUGAAAUUUACAACUUACCGGCUGAUAUAUAAUAGGAAUAUUAUUGUAUGAGCAUAGAUUAUAUAUGAUUGUAGCAUUAUUCAAACAAUGAAAAUUCUAAAGAAAGACAUAAUUAUUUUAUUCACAGCAAUUGAGAAGGGAAUUUCACAGGGAACUUUAUACGGGAUAUAUAUAUAUAUCGACCAAAAAGAGAAAAGAAGAAAAUUUGUGAAAAGAAAAAAAGUUUUGUAGUUUGUGACAUAUUUUUAGCACAAUAUGAACAUCAUCAUAAAUAUUAAGACUGUAUACGAAAAUUAUGUGUCAAAUUAGGUAGUAAUUUUAAAAAUAAAAACAAGACCGAACGUUUCAGUCACAGGAAACAAAUCUAGUCGUCGCAGUAUUAAUUAUCGAUAAGCAAGACGUAGACGCCGUAGUCGAUAUUAUACAAAUACGUUAUUCUUAUAAGCAAGAUAUAUGAGAUAAAUGUUAAACAGAAGUCUGAGUAGUUUUUUAGGGACACAUAAUUAAGUUAGUUAUUAGUUCGUGUAACGUAGAUAAUAGCCCGUGCUUCCGUAAAAUGUAUACAUCCGCACACGUGCUGAAACAUCGCAGAAGGCAUAAAUAGAGAGUAUACACAUAUAUAACAGUCAGUACACACACACAAACAAUAAGUAGCGUAUUAUAUAUCGCAGAGAUGAAGAAAAAAACACGUGUAAUCACAUUAUUAAUGCCACAUUAUUAGCUCAUAGAGAUACAAGCGUGUAUUUUGUGAUUACGUUUUUCUGGAUGCUUGCCGACAUAUGUUAUAUAUAUAUAUAUAUAUAUAUAUAUAUAUAUAUAUAUAUAUAUAUAUACAUACUUAUAGAAAUAGGCAACAAUAAAUAGUGAUUAUAUAUACAUGUAACAAAAAAUAAUCAAUUUUUGAUAAAAGCAGAGUAUCCAAGGUGAUCUAAUGCUCGCGGCUCAAUCGUCAUCAUACUUGCAUUUUAGAUCUUAUAGAGAAUCAAAAAUUGAAUAUUUUUCUAAAGCGCCAAGAUACACCAAAGCCCUAGUAAUCGGGUCUAGUGAUCAACAAUACUUCAGAAGUGCCAGUUGUAAUGCAAAAAAAAAGAAAUUAAAAUCGUGUAUUCAGCAGCAGACAAAUAUUGAAGAAGCAUUUUGUAGAGUUAGUGGAUGAAAUACACACCAUCUGUGACAUAUAUAUAUAUAUAUAUAUAUAUAUAUAUAUAUAU